GACGCUUAAUCUACCAAAACAUGAAGACCAAAACCAAAGGAAAGAAGCAAAGGCAUACUGCUGACAAAGAAGCAUUUUCUGGUGAGUCACCAAUGAGUAAAAAAGAACUGGCAAAAUGUUUGCGACACAAAGGAAGAAGGGCUGGGGGAAAGGAGGAGAGCAGCAAGAUCACUACGGCCAGAGCCAAGCAUCCUUGGAGCAGUAAGGACAGGCACUUGAGGAGACUGGAAAGCAACGAGAGGGAGAGGCAGAGGAUGCACAAGCUCAACAAUGCAUUCCAGGCUUUGCGGGAGGUGAUCCCUCAUGUGAGAGCUGAGAAUAAACUUUCCAAAAUUGAGACUCUCACACUGGCCAAAAAUUACAUUAAAUCCUUGACCUCCACUAUACUUAGUAUGUCCAACGGACACUUUCCAGCAGCAGAAGGGAUGGGGGGAGCCUGGGGGUCCAAAUUGUACCAGCAUUAUCAACAGCAACAUGGGGAUGAUGGUCAUGAGGAACAUCUACAGAAAUAUGCCACAUAG
Molecule: messenger RNA, 521 nt
Organism: Mesitornis unicolor (brown roatelo)
Lineage: Eukaryota; Metazoa; Chordata; Aves; Mesitornithiformes; Mesitornithidae
Gene: BHLHA15
Product: basic helix-loop-helix family, member a15
Exons: 1
Coding region: 21-521 (166 amino acids)
Molecular function (GO): protein dimerization activity
Source: RefSeq, a predicted model, not a curated record